Molecule: messenger RNA, 825 nt
Organism: Culicoides brevitarsis
Lineage: Eukaryota; Metazoa; Arthropoda; Insecta; Diptera; Ceratopogonidae
Product: antigen 5 like allergen Cul n 1-like
Exons: 4
Coding region: 1-825 (274 amino acids)
Source: RefSeq, a predicted model, not a curated record
AUGGCAAGUGUUCGGGUCCUCUCAUCGUUAUCAUCAUCGGUUUCAUCGCCAGUGGCCAUCUUUUUGGCAUUGAAUGUUAUUUUUGUUAAUGUAGUGUUAAGUGUUGAUUAUUGCUCGAUACAGAAAGAAAAGUGUAACAAUAAACCGCACAUCGGAUGUUCAAAGAAAUCUACUUUUCAGUUUAAUAAUGAAUGCUACGACAUGGAAGUGAUUCCGAUGACACAAGGCAUGAAAGAUGCUGUCGUUAAUAGACAUAAUCAACUGAGGAAUAAACUUGCAGCGGGAAAGACACCUAAAUAUCCAUCAGCUAGCAGAAUGAAGGAAAUUUUCUGGGAUGAUGAACUCGAAUCUGUGGCCUGCCAACAUGUCAAGUGGUGUCAAUUUGAUCAUGAUUCGUGUCGGGCAACGCGUCAUUACGACAAUCCCGGGCAGAAUUUGAGAAAAAGUUCGGACUAUGUGCAUGUUGACCCGGAUCACGAACAAAUUCUCGUCGAAACAACGGAUGACUGGUUUAACGAGUAUUCGAAUGUGGCAUCAGAUAUCGUCGACAAGUAUUCGAGCGGAAGAAGUUGGAAACUUUAUGGGCAUUUUACGGUUAUGUCUCGCGAUGUACAAGAUCGCAUGGGUUGCUGCAUGGUGCAGUAUUUGCAUUACGAACGGAAUUAUUGGUGGAGAAAUACCUUGGUAACCUGCAAUUACCGAGAAACAAACUUCAUCUCUGAGCCCGUGUACAUUCGAGGCCCUCCAACGAGUGAUUGCCGUAGCUGGGGUCCCGACUACAAACCAAGUGUUAGAUAUCCCUUCUUAUGUACCAACGUGCGCUAA